CCAUCGGUUUUGUUCGGCUUCAAAACGAAAAACAACAACGGACUUUCAGUCUCUUUGAUAAUGUAUUUUUCGGUGUUCAAGUUUACUAUGAAUACUUUACAUCUCUCUUUCAUUCUACACUUGCUGCACGCAGUCGCCUUUGAAGAAGCUUUUCGUGCAAGUAAUUCAGGUGUUAUCUCGUUUGGAAACUUCUUUCAUCACAAAGACCACAAGCUUGUUGCAGCGACACUGAAGGACGAAAGAGUCGAGUCUUCUGAUGAAUGCCUAGUUCGAUGCGUCCAAACUCAYGGAUGUUUAUCUGUCAAUGUGAACACAACUGGUGAUGACCAAGGCUUGUAUGUGUGUGAGCUCUUGGCUUCUGACAAAUAUGAAAACCAGUCAAAUUUUAGACCAAGCAAAGGGAUUGACCAUUACAGCAUUGCGAAUCCAUGUGAGAAGAAGCCAUGCCAGCAUCGAGGAAAGUGUGUUCCAUUCUAUACAAACCACACCUACAAAUGUGAAUGUCCUGCAGGCACACUGGGACAAGACUGUCAGAUAACAGGUAACUAUAGGAACUGCACAGACUGAAAAUGGG
Molecule: messenger RNA, 574 nt
Organism: Actinia tenebrosa (Australian red waratah sea anemone)
Lineage: Eukaryota; Metazoa; Cnidaria; Anthozoa; Actiniaria; Actiniidae
Source: RefSeq, a predicted model, not a curated record